CGCGCAUGCGCGUUGCGGUUCAACGCAAAACACUGCAGUUUAUUGUGAUUUCAUCCCGGAAAGACUUGAAUGUCGCUAUGUCCAUGCUUCAUCUCUGUUCCUGACGAAACCUGCACAUUUAACGCCGAAACCCAUUUUAAGGUGUUUGUGGGACUGUGACUGAGCAUGAUGGGCGCUCUCGGGAACGGUCGACGUGGCGGUCGCUCUCCGUCUCUGCUUGUGGCGGCUCUCAUCGCCUGCGUCCUCCUGCUCGGCUUCAACUACUGGGUCUCCAACUCCAGAAACGUGGAGCUGCAGAGCAGGGUAUUGGAGAUGGAGAGCCGCAUGAGGCAGCUGGCUGCCGACCGAGACCGAGAGCAGCAGAGCAAGCUGAAGGCUGAGGAGGAGAUGCGCAGACGGAACGAGCAGCUGGAGUUAAUGGAGGAAACCCACCAGAGACAGCAGGAAAACACUCUCAGCACCUGGAAACAAGAACGGGAGCAUUUGAAGCUCAACAUUUCCUCUAGUGCUAAAACAGUGCAAGACAUGAAGAAUCGCAUGAAGUCGUUGAUGGAGGAUGUGAAUAAAAUGCAGAGCGAGCUGAAAUCCUGUCAAACUAGCAUGGACACGAUCAGUAAGAAAGCCACCGGUGAAAUGACUCAGUGUAACAAACAAAUUGACGCCAUGAAAGAGGACUGCGACGCGAAACUCUUAGCUGCCAAACUGGAGACAAAAACAUCCGUAAAAGUUGCACCGCAGAAUGCCGAUGGUUCCAUCCUGAAAUCCUCUCUUUUAAAAGCCAAACCUGAUGUUCCUGUUACAAACCGUUCAGAUAAGAAUGCGGCAGAACCUCCUUUAGGCAAACCAGAUGUGGAUUCACAGGCUAAAAAGGAUGCACUAACCGACGAGUUAGUUAUGGAAAAGGACGAGGAAGAUGCUGUAGUUUUAAAAGAGCCGCCCAUACCCACCUCCAAACCGACCAAUAAGAACGAGACCCUUAACAAACCAGCCAAGGAGGAAAUUCCAGAGGCAGGGGUGGACGUUAAAGCACCGGCUUCAAAAGACGCAGAUACUGUAAUGGAUGAAGCUGGGAUUUUAGACCCAAAGGAAGAUGACAUGGGGAUUGGAGAUGAGAAAGAGGAAGAGGCCAAAAUCGAGGACAGGAAAGAGGAAGACGCAGCGAUUGGGAAAGAUGAAGCCAUUAUGUACGACAACGAGGGCGAGAUAGAAAAACAGCUCUCCAGGAUUAAAGAUGAAAAUCAAGGUGCUGGUCAAGAUCUAGAGGACGAUGUGGCAAACUAUAACGGUGACGAUGACAACCAGCCGGAGUCCGAGGAUGAGAAGCAGGCUGAGCUUGCAGAGAUGUAGUCCCCGAUCACAUGAUGUGCCUGCUGACAGGAACAGUCCCUCCAGCUGAAGACCGUCAGAGACUCUCAUCGGUGGCCGCUCUGAACCUCGCAGCGGCGGGAAAAGACGCCCGCUCUAAAGACUGGGUGAAUACUGCACUACUGUGUAAUGAAGGAUAUGAGUUCAAAUCUCAUACGUCUUACCAGGACAGGCAUGGUGAAAACGUUCUUUUCUAGUACUGAUUUUAGGUUGAACUUGAAUGUAACUACUACUCUUCUGACGUCGAGCCUUUUAACGAAUGCGCCGCGGUGAAUUUUCUCUCUUAAAAUGAAAAAUGCUUUGUUUUCGAACAAAAGCAACAGCUGUUCUGUUACAAAAGCUAUUUUGUCUUGUCGUAAAGGUUUAUGUUCUGUCUAAACAUUUUAGCUGCUGAAAAGUGCAUAGGAAUAUUAGAUGUUUAGACAGAAAGACACUUCACUCGUUUAACAGUGCAAUCCAGUUUUUAUUUGCUGUAAAAAGUUACUUUUAUGUUUAAAUCUUUGCAUUAUGAUUUCUUUUUAACAGGUAAUGUUGGGAACUGUAAUUUUUUUUAAAGAAAACAUGGGUUUCUUACUGAAUUUCUGAUCUUAAUAAAUAUUUCAGUUGCA
This is a messenger RNA of Puntigrus tetrazona (Sumatra barb), 1973 nucleotides long. RefSeq names its product Golgi membrane protein 1-like. Gene Ontology annotation, cellular component: Golgi apparatus. NCBI's taxonomy places the organism in Eukaryota, Metazoa, Chordata, Actinopteri, Cypriniformes, Cyprinidae. The record is from RefSeq and is a predicted model, not a curated record.